Messenger RNA from Phalaenopsis equestris, 2882 nucleotides. Its product is annotated as pentatricopeptide repeat-containing protein At1g15510, chloroplastic. Lineage: Eukaryota; Viridiplantae; Streptophyta; Magnoliopsida; Asparagales; Orchidaceae. The record is from RefSeq and is a predicted model, not a curated record. Gene Ontology annotation, biological process: RNA modification. The transcript has a single exon. Gene Ontology annotation, molecular function: protein binding; zinc ion binding; RNA binding. The coding region runs from base 20 to 2647 and encodes 875 amino acids.
UUCUCUCUUUCCUGCUGGUAUGGCGGUCGCCGCUAAAACCCCAUCUAAACCCCUACCAACUGCCUGCUUCUUCACUCUCCCCUUCAAAUUUCAGCGACCCACAAUCCUUAAUCUCUACGCCUACCGAAUCAAUCCCCUCAUCGUUCUCAAAAACGCCAAAGAGCUCCACUCUCUCACUCCAAACACGACCUCAAGCCCUACAUCCGAUCUCAACCCUGAAAUCAGCCGUCUUUGCCUCAACGGGGAUCUCGUGCAGGCUCUGCAACUCCUGAAAUCAUCUGAAGAAGACGCAUUGGAAGAGGAAACCUACAUCGCACUCCUACGGCUGUGCGAAUGGCGGAGAGCAGCUCCAGAAGGCUCCCAAGUUUACUCCCAUAUCUCAUCUUCAAAUACUCGAUUGAGCCUUCGGCUUGGAAAUGCGCUGUUGAGCUUGUUCGUUAGGGUUCAUGAGCUUCUUGUUGCCUGGGCUGUCUUCGGGAAAAUGAUUGAAAGAGAUGUUUUUUCUUGGAAUAUAAUGGUGGGCGGGUAUGCGAAGGCGGGUUUCUUUGACGAAGCUUUGAAUUUGUAUUAUAGAAUGUUAUGGGCUGGUGUCAAACCUGAUUUAUAUACCUUUCCCUGUGUCCUGAGGACCUGCGGCGGUGUUCCAGAUUUGGUUAGAGGGAGGGAGAUUCAUGCUCAUGUGAUUAGGUUUGGCUUUUGUUCAGAAGUUGAUGUCCUAAAUGCUUUAAUAACCAUGUAUGCCAAGUGCGGUUAUUUUUACCAUGCUCGGAGAGUGUUUGAUGAUAUGCCUCUUAGGGAUUGCAUCUCUUGGAACGCUAUGAUAUCUGGGUAUGUUGAGAAUGGUGAACAUUUGGAAGGUUUACGUCUGUUUUUGAUGAUGAGAGAUCAGUCUGUGGAGCCAGAUCUGAUGACAAUGACCAGCGUGAUUUCUGGUUAUGGCUUCCUCUUCGAUGAGAAAGCGGGGAGGGAGAUGCAUGGAUUUGCCAUAAAGAAGGGUUUUGGCCUCCACACCUCGCUCCACAAUUCAUUGAUUGAGAUGUAUUCUAAUUUCGGAAGAUUGAUGGAAGCCGAGAAGCUGUUCUCGAGGAUGGCUUCUAAAGACGUAGUUUCUUGGACUGCCAUGAUUUCUGGUUUUGAGAAAAACAGAUCACCAGAAAUGGCUUUAUAUGUGUUUGAACAGAUGAAGGCAGAGAAUGCAGCCCCCGAUGAGAUCACCAUUGCGAGUGUGCUUUCUUCCUGCUCUUCCUCGGGACGUGUUGAUGUUGGCAUCGAGCUGCAAGAGCUGGCACAAAAAAACGGUCUAAUGCCAUACACCAUUGUUGGAAAUACUCUACUUGAUAUGUAUUCCAAGUCUAGCUGCAUUGAUAAAGCUGUUGAAAUAUUCAAAUUAAUGCCAGAGAAGGAUGUGAUUUCUUGGAGUUCUAUCAUAUCAGGGUUCAGAAUUAACCAUAUGAACCAUGAAGCUCUGGCAUUCUUUCGCCAAAUGCAAGUUAACAUAAAGCCCAACUCCAUUACACUUACUGUUGCUCUCUCUGCUUGUGCUGCCAUUGGAGCUCUGAUGUGUGGGAAGGAGAUCCACGCUUAUGCUCUUAGAAGUGGAUUGGAUUUUCAGGGCUUUUUGCCAAAUGCCAUUUUAGACCUUUAUGUCAAGUGUGGAAAGACUGAAUAUGCUCUGACACAAUUUAAAUUACAUGAAACAAAAGACGUUGGCUCGUGGAAUAUAAUGUUGAGUGGGUAUUUGGGGAGAGGGCAUGGAGAUCUUGCAAUUUCACUAUUUUGCAAGAUGGAAGAGGAAGGAGUCCAGCCUGAUGAAGUCACAUUUGUCUCUCUUUUGUGUGCUUGUAGUAGAUCCGGCUUGGUGAGCCACGGUUUGUACUAUUUUGGCUGCAUGAGAGCCAAAUAUGGCGUUACUCCAAAUCUUUGCCAUUAUAGUUGCAUUGUGGAUCUACUUGGACGUGCCGGGCAUUUGGAAGAAGCUCACAAAUUUAUACAAGACAUGCCUAUCAAGCCAGAUGUAGCUAUUUGGGGAGCCCUGUUGAAUGCAUGCCGCAUCCAUCGGAAUUUUGAGCUCGGUGAACUUUCAGCUAAGUUUAUAUUCGAACAAGAUUGUACGAGUCUUGGAUAUUACAUGCUGUUGUGUAACUUUUAUUUGGAUGUCGGAAUGUGGGAUAAGGUGGCGAAAGUCAGGAAGGUGAUGCGAGAGAGGGGGUUGAUGGUGAAUCCUGGAUGUAGUUGGGUGGAAGCAAAGGGAACGGUUCAUGCUUUUUUAAGCGGCGAUGAGUCACAUCCACAGAUGAAGGAGAUUAAUGCAGUUUUAACUGGAUUUUACAGUAGGAUUGAGGUAGAUAGCCCUGACGUGCUGAAGGCUGGAUUCAGAGAUGAUAUCGAAGCUUCAAAAGCUGAUAUCUUUUGUGGGCACAGUGAGAGAUUGGCCGUCGCUUUUGGUCUCAUUACGAGCACACCUGGUACGCCCAUUCAGGUCACGAAAAAUCUGUAUAUGUGUAGAAGCUGUCAUUUUAUUGUUAAGUGGAUAUCAAAGUUUGUUCGUAGGGAUAUUACUGUAAGGGAUACUGAGGGGUUUCAUCUGUUCAAGGAUGGGAGGUGCUCUUGUGGAGAUGAGGGAUAUUGGGGAAGAAAUAGUGGCUAAGGGAAUCCAUUAAAAUUUUCUGAUCCGCAGGUAUAAUCAUGUUACACAGUUUUGUAAAUGGUGUGAGUAGAAGAGGAUAGGCAGAAGGUGCAGAACACCAUUGAUUGUGUUUAGAGGGUGCUGCAUUUUGAAGAAAUGAAAGAUAUACAACAAUUGAAAUGAUGAAUAUUACUGCUCAUACGCUGCUGAAGGUAGAUAUUACUAACUUAAGGUUUUUAUUAGCUUAAUCAUUAGG